Messenger RNA from Oryzias latipes (Japanese medaka), 2705 nucleotides. Lineage: Eukaryota; Metazoa; Chordata; Actinopteri; Beloniformes; Adrianichthyidae. The record is from RefSeq and is a predicted model, not a curated record.
AGAACCGACUCCUUCCUGUUUAUUAUUGAUUUAUUGGGCGUGGAUCAGUGAAUAUUUUCUGCUAUUUUCUUUUGAUAUUUGGGGUUUCUCUGUCCGUCUCCUGUUGCUUCCCGUAGGAGUUGCAGGAUUCUCACAGACCUAGAUCUUCUGAGGGGUGAGGCUCCGCCCCCUGUGUGUGUUAUUUAAGCCCUUUCUCUCCAGCUGACUGCCUGCUUCACCUCAAACCUGCAGGUGAAGCAACAGUCAGUAAGGCUGAGCGAAUCGAUUAAAUGAUCUGAUCUCUAACCAGUUUAUUAACCAGAUUAACUUCAUCUGACUUUAAAGGAGAAGAAUUAAUCAGCUGCUGUUGAACUUCAGGAUCUGAAAUGAGUCUCUCUUCUGUUCUGCUCACAGGGUUCCUCAUCUUCCUCUCUGCUCUGGAAUCGGGAUCUUCAGGUGAGCAGAAAGGUUCUGUCUUUGGAACUCGAUCCUCGCAGGAGAGAAACCUGAGACGGUCAGCCGACGGUGAACUCUGUCUUUCAGAUGUGGAUCCGGUGUCGUGUGAGACUCGAGGAUCGGACCUGGAGCUCGAUGAUGUGGUGGUGCUUUGUCCUCCGGGCUGCAGGCGGACCAGGAUGUCGGUGUUUGGGACGGGCCCGUAUGCUGCUGUGUCGUCUGUCUGUGGAGCUGCUCUGCACAGGGGGGCUCUGGGUCCCUCUGGGGGGCCCGUUAGAGUUCUGAAACAACGAGGGCAGCACAGCUACGUGAGCUCCUAUGCCAACGGGAUCCAGUCCCUGGGCCUGUCCCGCUGGACCUCCUCCUUCAGCCUGUCUGAGAGCAUCCAUCCUCCUCUGGAGUUCAUUGCUGAGACCCGGACCACAUCUCUGCCUGCAGGUGCACAGCCAGCAAAGAAAGCCCUGAAGAAGCCGUCGUUGGUGAAGAAGGUCCUGGCGGGCGGAAACAAAGACUGUCAGAUGGACGUCGCCGUGGUGAUGGACAGCAGCAGAAACAUUGGGCAGCGGAGGUUUAACUUGCAGAAGAACUUUGUUGCCAAACUGGCGGCCAUGUUGAGAGUCGGAGCUUCGGGACCACGUGUUGGUCUGAUCCAGGCCAGUGACUCGCCAAAGACCGAGUUUGUGUUGAGCAGCUACACUCAGCCCAAAGACCUGCUGUUUGCCAUCAAGGAGUUGACCUUCCUGGGGGGUGACAGCAACACAGGCAAAGCCAUCCUUCACACGGCAGAAACUUUCUUUACCCAGGAGAACGGGAUGAGGCGGGGUCACCCACGGGUGAUGGUCGUGAUGAUCGACGGCUGGCCGUCCGAUGAUGUGGAACAGGCGGCCAUAUUGGCCAGAGAGAGCGGCAUCAACGUGUUUCUGGUGUCUGUGGCUAAACCAGCAGCAGAGGAGCUCAGCAUGGUGGCAGACAGAGACUUCAUGAAAAAGGCGGUGUGCAAAGAUAACGGUUUCUUCAGUUACUCCAUCCCCAGCUGGUUCAGCACCACCAAACACGCCAGAUCUGUCACGCAGAGACUCUGUUCUCUGGAUAGUCUCCUCUGCAGUAAAACCUGCUAUAACUCUGUGAACAUCGGCUUCCUCAUUGACGGCUCGUCCAGCGUCGGAAUGGAUAACUUCAAGAUGGUUCUGGACUUUCUGGCAGGAAUCGCUCAGAGCUUUGACAUCUCUGACAUUGGAUCUCGUGUUGGUGCAGUCCAGUUCACCUACGAUCAGAGGAUGGAGUUUGGUCUGUUUGACCACUCCACCAAGGAGGACACCAUGAAUGCCCUGAGAGGAAUCUCUUACAUGAGUGGAGGAACGUCCACCGGGUCUGCUAUCAGCUACGCCACCCAGAACUUGUUCAGACAUCCCAGACGGGGUCAUGAUUUUCUUGUUGUGGUGACGGACGGCCAAUCGUACGACGACAUCCGGGGUCCUGCGAUGGCGGCGCAGAGACAAGGCAUCACCAUUUUCUCAGUGGGCGUGGCCUGGGCACCCUUGGAUGACCUCAGAGCGAUGUCAUCAGAGCCAAAAGAUCGCCACACCCUAUUCACCCGAGAGUUCACCGGCCUUUUGGACUUCAUCCCACUCGUGGUCCGAUCCAUCUGCCAAGACUUCACGGAGAUCAGCGAGAUUCGGCCGUGAACGUCAAACGGGACGGUCCUCAGAGCUUUUCUCACCAGGACGCCACAGACUGAGGACUUGAAUCCACCUGUGAACUUUGAUAGAUGUGCUUUUCUUUUUUCAGUUUUCACACAAGCAUUGAUCUCUCAGGACCCUGAAGGCCACAUCUUUGUUCUUCUUCAGCUUCUCUUUCAGUGUUUAGAGCAGAAAUGCAUUGAUGUUACUUCAUUUCCACUUUAGUUUUUACGUCCCUGGGAUCAGUUCCUCUGUAAGAAUCACAAAGAAACUCACCUACUGGUCCUGAACACAUUAAAAAAAACUUAUUUUUUUCUUGAUUGGGUUGUAAAAUCCUCCAAAUCUUCAAUUUUCUUUAACUUUCCUGCUGUAAAUUGUGGAUUACGGAUCCUCUAGUCUGGUUUGAGUCCGUCUUUAACAGUCCCACAGAUGGACUUGCAUUCAAAUGCUCGGAUGUAGAGAAUUUCCUGGUUUAGCACAGAUCCUGAAGCUGUAAAAACAAAAAAAGAAGCCCCCCCCCCCCCGUGCUGCCCUCUACUUUCUGUUGUUAAUCGUGGAUUUUUUUUGCAGAAUAAACUUGAUGGAUUUUAA